CUUCAGUGUGAACUUGUAUUGCUGUUAGAUAGUUUCAGACCCUUUCACCAGCUGACUUCUCCUCUGGCUUCUCUGUUUGACGGGACAGAAGGCUGAAACUCAAAAUGAGGGUUUGGAUCUUCUUCCUUAUCUGCCUCACUGGCAAGACUCUGGCUGCUCCAGCUGAGGAGGAGCCAGUUGUUGAAGAGGAGCUGGAAGUGGGAUCCAACCCAGUCCAGGUGGAGACCGGAGAAUUUGAUGAGGCCAUUGAAGUUGUGGAGGAUAUUAUUGCUGAGAACCCCUGCCUCAACCAUCACUGCAAGAAGGGCAAAGUGUGCGAGGUCGACGACAGCAACCAGCCAAUGUGUGUGUGCCAGGACCCCUUGACCUGCCCCGCCCCAGUUGGAGAGUUCGAGCAUGUCUGUGGCACCAACAACAAGACAUAUGAAUCCUCCUGCCACUUCUUUGCCACUAAAUGCGCCCUGGAGGGCACCAAGAAGGGCCACAAGCUGCACAUGGACUACAUCGGACCCUGCAAAUACAUCAUACCCUGCAUGGACAAUGAGUUGAACGAGUUUCCCUUUCGCAUGAGGGACUGGUUGAAGAACGUGUUGGUGACCUUGUACGAGCGUGAUGAAGAGAAUAACCUGCUCACUGAGAAGCAGAAACUCAGAGUGAAGAAGAUCUAUGAGAACGAGAAGAGGCUGCAGGCUGGUGAACAUUCUCUGGACCUUCUGGCCCUAGACUUUGAGAAGAACUACAACAUGUACAUCUUCCCUGUUCACUGGCAGUUUGGUCAGCUUGACCAGCACCCUGUUGAUGGAUUCCUGUCCCACACUGAGCUGGCCCCUCUACGUGCUCCUCUCAUCCCAAUGGAGCACUGCACCACCAACUUCUUUGAGCAGUGCGAUGCCGACCAGGACAAGUACAUCGCCCUCGAGGAAUGGACCAACUGCUUUGGAAUCAAAGAGCAGGACGUCGACAAGGAUCUUGUCAUCUAAAGCACAUCUACCAUUGAUGCUUCCUAGUUACUAUUGGGACGAGGUGCUAACCCUUAAAUUAAAAUCAAAGUAAAGGUGCUAAUCGCAUUUUGUAACAACCUGCAUAUACCACUAAACAUUCACUAAACAUCAAUAUUUUAAGUGCACAGGAAAAUCAAGAGUGAUUAAAUACUGCCCAUUUUCUAUCUGAAGUUAGUUGAAGUUGGCCAAAUAGAUGUUGGACAGGCUGUGUUAAAGAAGAGUUAAGCCUAUGAUGAACUAUGUAUGUUGAAAGAUUUUUGUUUUGGAAAUGGAUCUACAAUUUUCUUAAACUCAGAAUCAGGGCUUGGAUUUAAUGUAAAUUUGGAUGGUGGAAAUGUACAAAAACAAAAUAAAGAUUCCAAAUAAAUGUUCUUUCUGCUUGCUUUAUAAACUUCAUAGUUUUUGGUUUGUUGCACUCUUUGGUGGUGUAUUUAUUGUUUUGAUUUCUAUAUUAGAUUUGAAAACAUCUUUAAAUUUGAGCCCUGAUGAUCUACAGGUUGUUGUUUUUAUUUGAGUCUUGUUACCUGUCAAAAAAAAAUCAGGGUGAAAUGUUGUGUUUUUAAAAUUUUAAUAAUACAAGGAAAUAUUAUUUGAAUACAAAGAGGACGAAAUCUUGCAGGAUGAGAUUUUUUUUUUUUUUUACCCUCUAACAUGUUCACAUACGUUUGCAGAAUUUGCCACAAUGUGGGCACCAUGAAACACUUUACAUAAAUAAAAGCUACUGAAAUUUCCAAACUCAA
Molecule: messenger RNA, 1741 nt
Organism: Myxocyprinus asiaticus (Chinese sucker)
Lineage: Eukaryota; Metazoa; Chordata; Actinopteri; Cypriniformes; Catostomidae
Gene: sparc
Product: secreted protein, acidic, cysteine-rich (osteonectin)
Exons: 10
Coding region: 105-980 (291 amino acids)
Biological process (GO): anatomical structure development
Molecular function (GO): protein binding; extracellular matrix binding; calcium ion binding
Source: RefSeq, a predicted model, not a curated record